This is a messenger RNA of Camelina sativa (false flax), 1245 nucleotides long. Its product is annotated as DNA binding protein. Lineage: Eukaryota; Viridiplantae; Streptophyta; Magnoliopsida; Brassicales; Brassicaceae. The record is from RefSeq and is a predicted model, not a curated record. Gene Ontology annotation, molecular function: DNA binding.
AUGUCUGAUUCAGUUCCUAUUAAGGAACAAGAUCCAGCUAGGAAACAUGCAACUCCUGUUUCUUCCAAACCUGGUAGUUGGACGUGUAACUAUUGUAAAAAAAUCACAAGCGGUGGAGUACAACGUGCAAAACAGCACAUUGUUGGUGGUUAUAAAAAGGUUACUGCCUGCACUAUGGUUUCCGAUCAUACAAAGGAAGAAGUCAGAAGUUUCAUGCUUAAGAAGGCUGAAGCUAAAGCCACUACUCAAAUGAUGCCACCACCACCCAGUUUAUAUGAUGAGUAUGAGGAAGAUGAAGAUGAAGGUCAGACUAGUAAGCCACCGCCUUCAAAGAAACGUAAGGGUCCAAUGGACAUGUAUGUAUGUCCAACUCCUCCUGAUGUCUUAAAAGUUGUGAAAGAUGCUCAUUUUCUGUUUGAUCAUCUUGAUCGUAUGGUCGAAGAAGUUGGAGAAUCUAAUGUUGUCCAAGUGAUAACUGAUAACGCAUCAAACUAUAUAAAAGCUAGCCAAUUACUAAUGGCGAAUCGACCACAUCUGUAUUGGCUUCUUUGUGCAGCCCACUGCAUCGAUCUCAUGUUGGAGGAUAUAGGAAAAAUUCCUAUGGUGAAGACUGCAAUCAAGAACUGCAUCUACAUGAAUGACUACUUCUAUAGUCACACUUCUCUUGUGAAUAUGAUGAGGAAAUUAACUCAAGGAAAUUUACAUAGACCGGCAGUUACUAGGUUUGCUACAUUGUUCAUCACAUUGUCGCAGUAUCACAAGCAGAGGAAAAACUUGAGGAGUUUUGUAACUUCCCAAGAAUGGAAUGAUUCCAAGUGGUCAAAGGACUUAGGAGCAAGGAACGUGAAGAAGUUCAUUAUGCAAAACAGUUUUUGGCACCAUGUGUUGUAUGCACUCAAGUUGACAAAACCUCUAGUUAAAGUGCUUAGGUUGGUUGACGGAGAGAGAAAACCAGCUAUGGGGUACAUCUAUAAAGCAAUGGAUAGAGCUAAAGAGGCCAUUGCUAGGACUUUCAAUGGGAGAGAAGAAAAGUACAAAGAUGCAUUUGCAAUAAUUGAUAAGCGAUGGGAUUGUCAACUCCAUCAUCCUUUGCAUGCUGCUGGCUACUAUUUGAAUCCAGAAUUUCAAUACAACAAAGAGUCUGGGGUGCAUUGUGAAGAGGUGGAAAAAGGUUUCUACAACACCAUUGAAAGGUUAGUUCCUUCACUUUCAACUCAAGACAAGUUGAUAGUUGAUAAUAUAUAA